Molecule: messenger RNA, 3210 nt
Organism: Glycine soja
Lineage: Eukaryota; Viridiplantae; Streptophyta; Magnoliopsida; Fabales; Fabaceae
Product: transcription factor bHLH74-like
Exons: 8
Coding region: 1193-2500 (435 amino acids)
Biological process (GO): regulation of DNA-templated transcription
Cellular component (GO): nucleus
Molecular function (GO): protein dimerization activity; DNA-binding transcription factor activity
Source: RefSeq, a predicted model, not a curated record
ACCUCAUAGCUUGGGCAGGUACACAAACAAAGCAAAUACUCUCUCUCUUUCUCACUUACACUCACACAAUCUCUCUCUUCUAUGUGUCUUUCUCUUUCCAGCUUGGUAAUAUUAGUACAAGUAGAGUAGUAGUAGCUCCUGGUGGUGUUGUUGUUGUGUUGUGAUCUAUUAAAAGGUUAGAUAUUUAUGCCACAUUUUGAUGUUUAUGCUUAGUACCCAAUUGGUGAAAAAAAAUGGUUUAUAGCUAGCUAGGCAUUUGAUGCUCCCGUCAGAGAAACCCCCCUGCAAAGGGAAACUCUGCUAAAAUAAAUUCUGUCUCUUUCAGUCAUCGCAGGAUUUUUGAGUUAGAAUUUGAUGCCCUUGGUCGUGCCUUGUUCUUGGAUUCCAAAUUCCAAUCCCAGAAUUUUAAUGGCAAGAGUUUCAACUUUCAACAACCCUUCCUGUCCUAUCUUUUAAAUCAAAAGAAAAUAAGAAAAGAUACUCAUUGUUUUGUUCACUCAUGUCAUGUUGGAGCUUCUUAAUUAGAAGAAGCGUGGUGUUGUGUUUUCCACAACGACAAAUAAAUUCAUCAUCUAAUCUUUGCUUAACACCAAUAUUUUGAUCGAAUGAGGGAUUUUUAGAUGUUGUUGUGUGGACAAAGGAGAAAAGGGAAUCUGCUUUACUUGUAGUUUGAUGAGUUGUUAGCUAAAUCUCACUCUCUAUGUCCCCUUUAUCCUCUGAAGACUGAAAGGUUCACUUUUCUUGUCUGAGGGGAAGCAUUUUCUCCCCCUUUUACUGAGCAUUCUUGAUCUUAGGGUUUUAGAAGAGGAACAGGUAAAAAAAAAAAAAACCAAGCUGGUGAGACUGACUAGAAGAUUAUAUUCCAUUUACCUUUUCUUUUGUUUUUCUCAUUUUAUCUAAGGCUACAAUGAGGGUUUUCUUUUACUUUAACUUCCUCUCAGUCCUAUAAAGCUGCCAAGUUAUUUGUUCCUUGUUUAGUCCUGCAAGAUAUCUCUAGAGCCAGCUUAGUCAAAAUUCACUUUACCCUUUAAUCAUAUGCAGUUUGUUUAUUUCUAGAUGCAGCCCUGUGUGAUCAAACUGUUUGAGUCUGAUUGAUUUGGUGUGUUUGUAUUGUGUUGUGUUGUGAGUAUAUAUAAAUAGGUUACUUUCUCAGUUGUUGCUGUUUAGGGACACUAUCGAGUUUAUAGUUCAGAUGGGGGGUCAAGAAAAUGCAAUGGGGGGGUUUCAACAUGGAAAUGAGAGCAUUCUGACUUGUCCACCAACUUCUGGUCUCAGUGGUCCAAAUGUUAAUGUUUCAGAAAUGGCUAUUAGUUCUGUGUCUAUGGCCAAGCCUUCAAAUGUUGUAGCUAACCCUUUUCUCGCUUCUUCCACUUGGGAUCCACUUGUUUCCUUGAGCCAGGCUCAAACUUUUGGAGGCUCUUCAAUGGUUUCUCAUAAUGAGUUUGUCAAUGCCAACUCAUCUUACCCUCUUGUUUUGGAUAACCAGGGGGGGAUAAGCAACACUUCCCACCUUGUUCAAUACAUGUCUGACUCAAAUCUUGGGGGUAUAGUCCCCAAGGUUCAUUCCUAUGCAAGUGGGGGAUUCUCAGAAAUGGUUGGUUCUGGCUCUUUUUGCCAACAUGGGUCUGGUGAUAUGGCUGACACAGGGUAUCCAACGCAUUAUAAUCCAAUCAAGGAGGCUCCAAUUAUUAAUGGUGAACAAUCUCAGGUUGAGGACUCAAUUCCUGAAGAGGAAGCACCAGGAUCUGCACCUAGUGGGAAUAGAAGAAAGAGAGGGCUUGAUCAUAAUUCCACCUUCAGUCCAAAUAAGAAUGCUGAGGGUGAUGCUGUGAAAGAUUCUCCUGGGAAGGCCUCUGAUGGUUCAAAAGAACACGAAAAGAGACCAAAAGUGGAGCAGAAUAAUGGCGCAGAUGUGCGUGGCAAGCAAUCAGUGAAGCAAGCUAAAGACAACAAUAAUUCUCAAAGUGGAGAAGCUCCCAAAGAAAAUUUCAUUCACGUGAGAGCUAGAAGAGGUCAAGCCACUAACAGCCACAGCCUUGCAGAAAGAGUGAGAAGAGAAAAGAUUAGUGAGCGAAUGAGGUUGCUUCAAGAACUUGUUCCAGGAUGCAACAAGAUAACUGGCAAAGCUGUAAUGCUUGAUGAGAUAAUAAACUACGUGCAAUCACUUCAGCAACAGGUUGAGUUUCUGUCCAUGAAACUUGCCACAGUGAACCCAGAACUGAACUUUGAUGUAGACAGGAUCCUAUCCAAGGAUAUUCUCCAAUCACGCAUAGGACAUGGAAUUGGUGCAUAUGGUCCUGGUAUCAAUUCCUCUCACACCUUCCCCAAUGGAAGUUUCCAUGGAACAUUGGCUGGCAUGUCUAGUACAUCCUCACAAUUCCCUCCUUUGCCACAGAAUGUUUUGGACCAUGAGUUCCAAAGCUUCUAUGGAAUUGGAUACGAUUCUAAUACAGCACUUGACAACUUGGGACCCAAUGGGCGGUUGAAAACAGAGUUAUAGUGUGUGCAUUAUUACAUAGCCAUGUUACUACAGCAACAAAGACUUUGGAAUUUUCUUGUUGACUGCACAAUUUAACCGAAGAUGAAAAUGGGAGGACAAUAGAGAGGGAAAGAAAAAGAAAAAAAAUAAAGGUUUUAGUUGUAUAGGGUCUUUAAUACCUAACUGUUGGCACUUCGAAUUUUUAGCAGAAGAUGACUUGUUAGAUUUAUCAAUUGGAAAAUGAGUUACACAUAUUAUGUGUAGAAUCUAGAUCAUGUAGAACAAGUUGCAGUGGUCUUGUUUAAUGACACGGAGAGCAGUAUUUUGAGGAGCAUGCGAGUAAAGUGUGUGCAACUAUCAUUACUUUUAUUGAAUUAUUAUGUAUAGAGUUGCCGGGUUCGGAUUUUUGAAGCACAAUGUUUUCAAAUUUCAAGUGUUGCAGAUUGGAUAAUGUGUGUACUUGACUACUACUUAUGCUAGGGUUUAUGGUUUUUCUUUGUAUUUUUCUUUUCAAAAGAAAAUGUAACCAAUGAGGAGAUUCUUAGUGCAUACAACUUCAAGGAUGAAUAUGUUGCAACUUGUAUGAGGGUGAAAGAUUGUUUAAGUAGACCAGUGCUUCAAACAUUGGCCUUCUUUUGUUUUUCAUUUUCCCAUUUGUUGGUGUUUCUUAUUUGAAAAGUGUAAUUUAAACACCUCUCUUCUGAGAAAACUAGGCAUGUUGAAUACGUAAA